AUGAGCUCAAUUUUCCCUCAUCUAGAGGCUGCGGCCGCAGACAACAACGUUGAAUCCCUGGAGAGACAUCGAGAGACCGCCUUAAGACUCGCCAAAGCUCUCUCCGGCUUCCAAUUCGCCCAAGCAAACAGCACAGACGACACCCACCACUGGCACCAUCAGCUUUCCGAGCUGGCAGAUGACGAGCAAGGAGGACCCGCUGAGACCCUGAUCAUGAUGGUGGGCAGUAUGGGAACAGGCAAGAGCACAGCCAUCAACGCCCUGCUUGACGAGCCGCGCCUGUUGCCCACCAGCGGGUACGACGCCUGCACCUCCGUAGCGACGGAGGUCCGCUACAACUAUUCCACGGAUCCACACGAGGCAUAUCGAGCCGAAAUCACCUUCAUUACCGCGGAAGAGCUACUGCGCGAGCUACUCGUCUUGAGCGGGGAUGUUCUCUCCGCCGGCGAGAUGGCCGUUAGCACCGCAGCCGACGACAGCCCAGCCGAGAUCGCAUGGGCCAAGAUUCACGCCGUCUGGCCGCAUCUGACCAAGGUUGAGAUGGCAGAUCCGAGCUUUAAGCUGGUCAACCUGCUACAGGACCCGCUCAUCAGGCGCUAUCUCGGCGCGACUCUUCACAUCUGUCAUCCAGAUGCCGCGAGCCUGAGCAGAGACCUGUGGAGAUUCAUCGCCAACAGGGACAAUGUCGCCCUUGCGAAGAAGGCUGAGGGGUUCGAGUUUGAGCAGCAGUUUUGGCCGUUGGUGGAGAAAGUCAAUAUUUUUGUGAAGGCUGAGGUGCUCUCUACUGGUGCUGUGAUCAGGGACAUGCCUGGUGGCCAAGAUGGAAAUUCCGCAAGAUCUGCCCGUGCAGCUGCGGAUGGGGACAGGUGCGAUCAUUUGUGCGUGUUCGUCCCUAUCAAGCGUGCAAUCAGCGAGCAAAUUGUGAAGAAGCCUUUCAAUGAUGCCAGUACGUUCAGAAAUUGGAUCAAGUUCGACGGUAGACUCAACGACAUCACGUAUGUCUGUACCAUGACGGACGAUAGUAUCGAGAUCGACAGAGACGCCGAGGAAUUUGGGCUUGUGGAGCAACUCGAUGACCUCACGGAGUUGGAAGAGGCGCUGGAUGCUAUCGAGGUUGCUCUGGCCGAGACACGUGCACAACUCGAUACCCUCCACAACGAGGUGCAAGCUCCAGAGGGCUCCUCACAAUACAGAAUGUCAGGGGCCAAACGCAAAAGAAGCAUAACGUCUCAAUUUCAACGCGACAAGAGGCUGAGAGGAACUUCUGCAUCCUCUUCACCAGACGAAGGUAGCUACACGACGAACCAUGAUCCAGAAAUGAGUGAGGACUCAAGAGAAUUUCUUAUGCCAGAAGCCGGGAUCACUGAGGCCGAAGAGCUUGCGGCUAAGAUUCAACGUCUAGAGACGCACCGUGAAGCACUGCAAAAGCAACUAGUUCAUGAUGAGUCUUUUCUCAAAAUAUCAUGUAUUGAAGCCCGAAACACUCGCACCAGCUCUGCUAUCAAACGAGAUUUUAAUCACGCAGCCAAGGAACUUCUCUCACAUAGGAGAGAAUUCAGAUCCGGGAACAAAAAGCCAAUUCUCGGCGUGAAUGGCAGAACGGACCUCCAGGCUCCCACAGUCCACACUGUCUCAGCACGUGGCUACUUCGAGUCUUUGAAACGGCGCAGGAAGGCAGACUUCUGGGCACCUGAUAAUACGGAGCUGUCCGGCAUCCCGGCAUGGCGAGACCAUAUCAAGCAACUGACAAUGCCCGCUCGACGGCGAAAGUGUCAAAACCUUCUGAAAGCUGUGUUGAAAUGCUUCAAUCAUAUGUCUAUAUGGUGUGACAACGGCUCAGGCAUUAGUCUGACCUCUGAGCAAGAAAAGAGAGAGUUGGCAAAGUACAAGACAGAUUUGGAGCUGUGUGUUGAGCGCCUGGGAUAUCAUUUCGAAACAUUCCUCACUGAGUGCCGUGGUAUUUUCGAUCGUAUUUUCUCUGAAAGGAUGAAAAACGCCCUUCCAGAAGUCAUCAGUUCCGCCAUUGAUGUUGCCAACACGUGGCCGUCGCGGAAAAGAGGAGACCAGCUGUUGGCGGCCGGGUCAUACCGCUCCGCCUGCCGUAAUGGAGGAGUCUACAAGGGCAGGGCUCGUAUCAAAAAGAAGAGUCCGUGGUGCCUCAACGAAGAGCUUGCCCAGCCGCUUUUCGACGCUAUCGAGCACCACUGGCAACAUGCAUUUGACAGCCUCCUUCCCACCGCUUUCCACACUCUCAGAGACAAUUCUGCGCAAGCAAUCAGCGAUUUGAGCAAUGCAGCAGAGAAGCGCAUGGAACUCAAUAUGACGGAAUCUGCGCGCCGGAAAUUGCGUGGUCAGAUGAGGGCUGAAAUCCAGGCCGUUUACACGGUGGUUGAUGGCAUGCGGGAAGAGAUGAUCGAUGAGACCCGUCCAAUGAUAAGAAAGCAGAUUGUUUCCGAGUUGAAACGCGAGAUGAGUAACACCUGGAAGACAUGCGCGAAAAUCACAGGUGCCGGAUGUUUUCACAAACAGCAGGAAAUGAUUGAGCGUUUCCUUGAAGACAAAGGCGCAGACAUGUUUAUUCGCAUUUCGUCGGGGGUGGAAAGGCUUGUGGGCGGCAAGUGCAACACCAUGAACGGCAAUCUUGGAAGGCUGAAGGAUUCUGUGGACAAGGAUAUGUGGCAUACUUACACAACGACCAUCGUGGCGAAAGAGGAUGGGAGGCUUUCCUUACGGAAGGAGGUACUUGACUUUCUCAUGGAGGCCGACGCUCAGUUCAAGCUUCUUGAUGAGCGAGACAUGUGA
Molecule: messenger RNA, 2802 nt
Organism: Diaporthe amygdali
Lineage: Eukaryota; Fungi; Ascomycota; Sordariomycetes; Diaporthales; Diaporthaceae
Product: tat pathway signal sequence
Exons: 7
Coding region: 1-2802 (933 amino acids)
Source: RefSeq, a predicted model, not a curated record